Molecule: messenger RNA, 3003 nt
Organism: Mya arenaria
Lineage: Eukaryota; Metazoa; Mollusca; Bivalvia; Myida; Myidae
Exons: 2
Coding region: 140-2638 (832 amino acids)
Source: RefSeq, a predicted model, not a curated record
UAUCAGUCGAGUGUUGAGGAAACGUGUGAACGAUGAACUAGAAAUUGAAAUACCAAUUGUAGACAUACAGUUUGAAGCGACAAUUCCGGAUUAUAUUUUUAUGGACAUUAUUUAAAGCACCCCAAUUUAUGCACCCCAAAUGACAAGUAGGGAAGAAGAGAGAAUUCGUCGUGAACGAAAACUUAUCUGCGAUUGGAACUUCGAAAAACAAGCCAUGACAUGGGCAAUAUGGUCUCUCUUCUUGUUAUACUCGGUCCAAUUCGCAAAUGCAUCCGGUGAUGUAAGAAUUACGGACGUGUCAGAAAAAGAUCGAGAUAUUUUGAAAAAAAGCAAUUUACCUGAAUGCAACUUCUCUGUGUCUAAUUCUUCAAUUGAGUACUUCCGGUCAAAGUUGAAAGUGUUCGAAUCAGAGUUCAUAAGAUUUCGAAUCUCCUUUAAAAAUUUGACAGUCGUGAAGAACACGUCACCCGGGGUAUUUCAGCCUGACCUAUGGGUGUGGACCGUUCGUUCUCCGCAUGGAAACUAUUCCUACCUCAGCUGGAACUUAGAGUAUGGAAUUCUGAGCUUUUCGCUUCUGGAAACUAAAGUAUACGUAAUACGGUAUGUUGACCUUGUGACGAAUCAAAGCGAAUGUUCAGUCCAAUUUGGGAGUGACGCAACAACAAGGAGUAUUUCAAAAGCUCUUAUGCAAAUCAUCGACAUGAUUAAAGAAGGGGUUCCUAAGUACGAAAGAAAUUACAUGUGUUACCUUUCCGAAGUGCCAGGUAUCAGAACUACCGUCUCCUACACAGCCGCGCUAUACUUAAGCUUUCCGGUCACAUUCAUUAAUUACAAGUGUUGUAUGUACGUGUACUCAUUUGCCAAAGGACGUUUUCGUCCGUUUAAUUGUAAUCGGUUUGUCGAGAAGUGGAAACUGCUUACGCAUGGUCCAUAUUUUCUUGGAGUAAUUAUUCUGUUGUUUUUUCCUAUUGUUCUGUUUGGCAUUGGUGCAUGCAUUUCUAAAGGCGAUCAAUUGCUUUCAAGAGAUAUUCAACUAGAGUCGCUUUUACCAAACGAAACACCCAAGCACGAUUAUUGGGUUUACCUUGAUGGAAACUCGCCUAUUACCGUCUUAAACGUUUUGUCACAGCCACUUGAUUGCUUAAGACGUAAUCAUCCAAUCUUAAAUUCACGUCUCCGACGUUUGAUUUGCGUAUGUUUUGCACCUAUGCUUAUAUAUUUACAGUUGUAUAUGUUCAAAGAUGGGUAUGUUCAUUCAUAUAAUGAACCCUUAACGACUAUUUCCGUCAGAGAUCUGGUUAAAAUUGGUAAACCUUUAGGGUUUCUUGCUCUGUAUGGCGAUAUGUCAGACAUGAGAAAAACAUUUGUGCCUAUUCUAGGUGGUCCAAUUGGUGUCAUCAUACUGUACUUUUCACUUGCCCUGGUUUUUAUAGUAUGUCCUAAAAGUUUAAAGGAAAUCGUACAUAAAGGCUUACCGCAACAAAGCGAUGUUUCACCCUUGUUUGACGGCCUUGGGGAGAUGCCGAGGUCGGGAGUGUGUUAUCGUGACCUGGACACAGGGUAUGAAAGAGCAUCAGAAAUAUGCAAGCAGAGAGUUUACUUUCUAUUUUCUCCUUCUCAAUGGAGAAAAGUCAUCAGAAUUCAAAGAAAACGAUUUGAAAUCGACUCAGUUCACACGAGUUUAAUGAGAACUAAAAUAAAUCCACUGAUGUUUUUAUUUAAACUAAUUUUAUGUACGAUUGAGGUUUUUAUUUACGUUCCAUAUUUCCUUUGUCCGUUUUUCUCGUUUUGCGCAAUACUUUUAAAAGGAACUGUUGUAAAAAUAAUGGAUACUAGAAAUUCAUUCAAACGAUUUGGGAAGAUAGUCAGUAGCCCUGUAGUUUGGUUAUUCGGUACAGUCUUAAUUUUAGGAGCCAUUGUUGUUUUUGGUUAUUGUGUCUGUCUAGUAUUUCUUGAAAGCUUUAUUUACCUGGCUCAGAUUGCUAUAUACUGUUUUGCUGCACUCAUACUGUUUCCUACCAUAGCAUUUGGCUAUCUAUUCUUCUUUGUGACCCUCGUAUACUACUUGGCGCAUCUAGUAAGAGAUUUUGGGGAUGGGUAUUCGCGACUGUUGGAGAUCGCUGUGAACAAAUCUAUUGAAUUAGAACAAGCUGUAAAUGUUGUGAUUGACAAAGAUAAAACUUUGCAGGUUAUGAAUGUCAAUCAACACUUCGAAACUGUACGAGUGAACGGAGAAGAAAUCGCUGUUCUUACCGAAACACAAAUUAAAAUCCAAUCACGAUUUCAACGUAAACAAAUGGUUAGGCACAAUAAAUUUGCUCCCGGAAUUCCACGGGAACUGUUCAACAACAUUGUUAAUGAAAAACGCCAAGUAUAUGCGGAGAUGGUUAACUUACUUAUCCACCUUACUGUUAUUAUGACUUUGAUAUCAGUUACAUUGACUUUAGUGUACACGUUCAACUCGGAGUUUAAUACAGAUGAAUCUGAGGUGCUACACAUUGUAUUCACUGUGAUUGUUGGAUUCAUACCCAAACUGGUAGAAAUGUUUCUUAAAGGAGGGAGUGACGCUGGAAGAAAGGAGAUCGAGGAAAAGGAGAUCGGCGAAAUCGUUGAAAAUUACUGGAAAAAUAGAGAUUGAACCUUGAGAAUAUUCUGUUUCAUGAAGAUCCAUACCCCGACUAUUUGAGUAGAUUUAAGGUUCUUAAUUUCAUUUAAACGAGCUACUGCGUGGCUGUGCUCACCUGAACGUAACGUUCUUUGAACAGGCGGGUUCUGAGAGUGUCAUUCUAUCAGUUUCUCUUUGCGCGCUUAGCAGGAUAGUAAAUUCUUGUUUAAAUUCACACCAAGUUUCUCUUCAUGUAUUGUUUCAUUUUUGUUGUUGUUGUUUUAUGAUGAUGCUCAGGACGAUUAUAUCCAUUCAUGCAUUCAUUAAUUCAUUUUUGUUUUAUGAUUUACUAUUAAUUUGUUAUGUGUUGUUAUGCUAUUAAAUAUGCUUGUUUAUCA